Striga hermonthica is the source of this 1089-nucleotide messenger RNA. The record is from the annotation of a GenBank genome assembly. NCBI's taxonomy places the organism in Eukaryota, Viridiplantae, Streptophyta, Magnoliopsida, Lamiales, Orobanchaceae.
AUGGAGAGAGUACAUUUUCUUGUGUUGAUUGUUUUUUAUGUCCAUCUAAGUUGUGUAGUCGGGUCGAAUAAUGUUCCGGCGAUUUUUAUCUUUGGGGAUUCGAUUUUCGACGCUGGAAAUAAUCAUUACAACCCGAACUGCAGUGUCCAGGCCGAUUUUCCCCCUUACGGCUCCACUUUUUUUCACCAUCCGACCGGGAGGUUCACUAAUGGCAGAAGUGUAGCAGACUUCAUUUCUGAAUAUUUGGAAAUACCUUUGCAAAAGCCAUUGUUGGAGAUAGAGCUUGAGAUCGUGAAAGGGACUCGGAAGAAUUUUCCGACCAACGGAAUCAACUUUGCUAGCGCCGGCAGCGGUGUUCUUCCGGCCACGAAUAAUGACUCCGGUGUCACACCAAUCCAAGUCCAGCUUCAACAAUUCAAAACACUAGUCCAACAAAAUCAAAUCGACAAGAAGCUCGUACCCGACUCGCUCUUCUUCAUACAAUCGGGCUCUAACGACAUUUUCAGCUACUUCUAUCCAUUCGACCCUACCACAUUGCCACCAGAAGUCUACGUGCAAUCCAUGCUGGCCCAAGUCGAAAACUUCGUGGACACGAUUUACAAGCUCGGGGCCCGACGGGUGGCCCUUUUCGCGCUAGGCCCGGUGGGUUGUGUUCCGGCGCGAGCACUUUUUCCCGGUGCACCUCUGAGGAAAUGCUAUGGAAAGAUGAAUAGAAUGGUCAAGGAUUUCAAUAUGGGCCUCGAAAAUAUGGUGACAAGUUUGCCGGUGAAGUACCCGGGUGCGGUUGGGGUAUUCGGAGCGAUUUAUAAAACGGUUCAGAUUCUUCGAGCCAAUCCUAAGCGCUACGGAUUUAGUGAUGUAGAAAAUGCAUGCUGUGGAUAUGGGAAUUUGGGAGGAGAAUUACAAUGUGGAAUGGAAGGCUACACAGUGUGCAAAAGCCCAAACGACCACUUAUUUUGGGAUUUUUUCCACCCAUCAGAGCGCACGUACAAGCUCAUCUCCAAAGCCUUGUGGGCCGGUGGGCCCAAUCGAAUCCGCCCAUUUAAUUUGAAGAAACUAUCUAACAUCACCCUUCCUAAUCACAUAUGA